Messenger RNA from Vespa velutina, 2732 nucleotides. It is a transcript of the gene Lfg, whose product is annotated as protein lifeguard 1-like. Gene Ontology annotation, cellular component: membrane. The record is from RefSeq and is a predicted model, not a curated record. Bases 171 to 1121 code for a protein of 316 amino acids. The transcript has 6 exons. Lineage: Eukaryota; Metazoa; Arthropoda; Insecta; Hymenoptera; Vespidae.
AUAUAUAUAUAUAUUAACAAUUGAAUUGCGUGAGAACAGUUUAAAAUUGGCUUUUCAUCGAGUCGAAGACUUUUCUUCGUACAAGUUACGAGUUUUCGGUCUUUUACAUCUUAUUCUUUCACGGGAAAGAGUUGUCAAAAGCAAAGUCAUAAGUUAAUACAAACAAAAAGAUGACCACUUGGAACACACCAGGUGCAGGAUACUAUCCAGGGCAACAAGGUUUUCCUUUCCCACCACAAAAUCCUGGUUAUCCACCGCCACAGGAAGGAUAUCCACCUCCGUAUUCCGGAGGAAACGUUCCGCCACCACCAGGAUUUGUACCACCACCAGGGAUACCACCUUACGGUCACGUUCCACCUACCACUGGAACACCAUUUGGUGUAACUCCACAGCCAGGAAUGUAUGGUUCAAGUUACGCAGAAGAUCCUUUACAAGACGAUGUAAAGGGAUUUGAAUUUAGCGACAAAACAAUACGAAAUGGAUUUAUUAGAAAAGUAUAUUCCAUUUUAAUGGUUCAGCUAUUGAUUACUUUAUCAUUGAUAGCUACAUUUCUGUAUCAUAAACCAACACAGAGAUGGGCGAUGCAACAUCGAGAAAUAUUUUGGAUUUGUUUUGCCGCGACAAUAAUUUUGAUCAUUUGUAUGGCUUGUUGUACCACUGUUAGACGUAAGGCUCCGAUGAAUUUCAUCUUUCUUUUCUUAUUUACGUUAGCGGAGGGAGUCUUAUUAGCGAUGGCUGCGUCUACUUACAAAUCAGAAGAAGUAUUGAUGGCAGUCGGAAUAACAGCAGCUAUUUGUUUAGCGCUAACAAUUUUUGCGUUUCAAACGAAAUACGAUUUUACCAGCUGUCAUACCAUUUUAUUCAUAGCCGUCAUCGUCUUACUUAUAUUCGGUAUUAUUGCAAUGAUCUGGCCUAGUAAGAUCAUGCAGCUUGUUUACGCAUCGUUAGGUGCCCUUAUUUUUUCAUUCUAUUUGAUUUAUGAUACUCAAAUGAUAAUCGGAGGUAAACACAAGUAUUCGACUUCUCCUGAAGAGUACAUUUUUGCGGCAUUGAAUUUGUAUCUAGAUGUUAUUAACAUUUUCUUGGACAUUCUUACUAUCAUUGGCGCGUCUCGGGAUUAAUGUAAAGAAAAUACUUGAGCAUUCCGCUGUAUUAAACUUUUCUACUAAAUGCGGCUAGUAGGCUUUAAUUUAUCGUCACCUCGCUUUGACUCUCUAUAUACCCUUUCUUAGAGAGUACAUUCACAGGUGAGGGAAGGGAGAAGUGUAAAGCGAAUCUUUAUUGUCUAAAGAGAAUUUUACAUAUUUUCCUAUUCAUGGACAACAGAAAGAACACAAAGAUUGGUUACCAUCUGACUGAAUUUUUUUUAUGUUUUAAAGUCUUUCACUUUAGUGAAAAAUAUUUCUUAUUAUCUUGUUGUUACCUUGAAAUUAUGUGUAUUAUGUAAUUCUUUUCGAUCUUUGAUAUGAAUAUCAUCGGUAAUUAUUUUAUCCUCGUUAAUUUAGUUGUUGCGCAUUCAAUCAUUAUUAUAAUUUCAAUCAAGUUAAAGAUAAAGAUUAUUUAGAUGAGGUCAUUUCGUAUAAAACGUGCAAAUGAUUUUCAGUUUUAUUAAUUAAUUCGUUUCGAUUAGUCUUUCUUCCCCCCGCCCCCCCCCCACCCGAUUAUUUAUUCUCUUGCAAAGUGAGAAAUGUCAUCUCUCAGGGACGACUUUCAUCUCUGACAAUUCAAUUUUUACCCGUUGAAAAUUUUAAUUAGAAACUACCUCUACUUGUAUUUUCUUUUUUCCCUCCCCCGCCCCCCGAUACCAAGUUACCUUCACGGCCCGUUCCUUCGGGUACUCGUAAUAUUACUGUUAUGCACCUUAUAUAGGACUUAUAAUUGAAUGAUACAAUUGCUGAUGCUAUUAAUACUAUUACUUCUUACUUUAAUAAGGAAAAUAUUAUAUAUUAUAUGUAAGUAUUACAUGCAGUCUAGCGAUUAAUAGAAAAUUCUAGACUCUUUAUGUAUUUAUAUAGAUAUUUCUCAAUAUGUUUAAUCUUUGUUCAUGUUUGAAUAAUAAAAGUUACAGAUACAAAAUAAUUAUUAUUUUAUUUUUCAUUGUAUUUGUAUACGGUAAAGACUUCAUUCGUAUUUGUUAAGUAUUUCGUAAAAAAGCGCAUAAUUCGAUUUAUCGAAAUAUAAUAUAUGAUAUUAGUACUGAAAGGAUCAUAGAGCAAUAAUAGAAUAAUUUCGAAAUCUUGAAUAUUUAUAUUUAUAGUAAAUUGUUCUUACACAAAUAGGAUAAAAGCUUUUGGUUUAAUUUAAACUUAAAAAGGAUCCAAUUGGAACUUAAUUGUAAAGAAGCCAUAUGAUGUGCAACAUUCAUAUGAAAAAGCAUUAAUGUUUAGAUAGAUAAUAGAGAUAAAAAUGUUUAAAAUGUUAGCAUUCAUUCUCAUGCUUCUUAUGGUAACAAAUUUUUGCUUUGUAACAAACGAUAUGAUAUAACUUUGUUCGACCACUAAUGCAUAUUUUCGUAUGAAAAAAUGAAGCCUUAUCGAUAAAGCUAAUAUUUAUAGAUAUUUUAUAUUAGCUUUCUUCAUCAACGGUGGUUCAGUCUGUAUACGUGCAUUAGACACACUUACAAAUAUAUUUAUGUAUGCAUAAAAUAGCCUUUACAGUUCAUUCUCCGAAGCCUGUGGAUUAUAAUGAAAGAAUUUUACAUUGAAAAAUAAAGUUGGAUAAUUUGUAGACAA